AGGAAAAGGUCAAGAGCCGCAUUUUCACAUGCACAGGUAUACGAGCUCGAACGUCGGUUCAGUCAGCAACGAUAUCUAUCCGGUUCUGACCGAUCGAAUCUCGCCCAAAAACUCCGACUUACCGAAACCCAAGUUAAAAUUUGGUUCCAAAAUAGACGCUACAAAACUAAACGGAAG
Molecule: messenger RNA, 177 nt
Organism: Helobdella robusta
Lineage: Eukaryota; Metazoa; Annelida; Clitellata; Rhynchobdellida; Glossiphoniidae
Exons: 2
Biological process (GO): cell differentiation; regulation of transcription by RNA polymerase II
Cellular component (GO): nucleus
Molecular function (GO): RNA polymerase II cis-regulatory region sequence-specific DNA binding; DNA-binding transcription factor activity, RNA polymerase II-specific
Source: RefSeq, a predicted model, not a curated record